This is a messenger RNA of Tachysurus vachellii, 411 nucleotides long. It is a transcript of the gene pnrc2, whose product is annotated as proline-rich nuclear receptor coactivator 2. Gene Ontology annotation, biological process: nuclear-transcribed mRNA catabolic process, nonsense-mediated decay. The record is from RefSeq and is a predicted model, not a curated record. Gene Ontology annotation, cellular component: nucleus; P-body. The transcript has a single exon. NCBI's taxonomy places the organism in Eukaryota, Metazoa, Chordata, Actinopteri, Siluriformes, Bagridae. Bases 1 to 411 code for a protein of 136 amino acids.
AUGGGAGGCGGGGAGAGAUACAACAUUCCAGCGCCCCAUCCCGAUCACUCGGCCUCCAAAAAGCACCGUCACGUUAGCAAGGCCAAGCCGAGGAGCAGGAACCAGCACACCAGCUCUUUUUCUGUGUCUCCUGGUGCUCCAACCUCUCCUGAGAAACUGGCUGAGAAGGAGAACAGCUCUGUUCGCUUCUCCUACAGCAAUCAGUGCUGGGGAGGAGCCGUGACUCACUUGAACAACAUUCUGGUCACACAGUGCAACCAUGCCUAUGCUGGCGCCAAAUUCAGCGAGCCGCCUUCUCCUAGCGUACUCCCUAAACCUCCUAGUCACUGGGUUUCCCUUCCCAUGAUUCCCUGCGAUCGACGCGAGUUGAUGGCCUUUCAGUUAAAGAGCCUCCUCAAAGUACAAGCGUGA